UAAAAAUUGUGUCAAACAUGAAACAUGGUGGGACCAACAUUAUUUUCAUCCAUAAAAAUACUUAUCUCUGCAUGUAUGGAUAACACAUCUGUGUUUCAUCUUGUUCCAAUCUCCUCUUGCAGUAAUCAAACAUUUUUUGAACCAACAAUGGCCGAAGCAAUUGCUUCCGACAUUGCCGUAGAGCUUAUUACUAAAUUGAGCUCCUUCGCUGUCUCUCAAAUUGGACUCUGAUGGAAUGUCGAAGAUGACCUCGAUGACCUCAGAACCACUGUCUCCGCCAUCGAAGCUGUGCUCCUUGAUGCAGAAGAGAAAUCAGUGACCAACAAUUUAGUUAAAGUUUGGCUUCAGGAGCUUAAAGAUGUACUUUAUGAUGCCGACGACUUGCUUGAUGAUUUCUCUACCGAAACUUUGCGAAAAGAUCUAAUGGGUGGGAAAAAGCUGAUGAAAGAGGUACGCCUUUUCUUCUCAAGCUCAAAUCAGUUUGCUUACGGUCUCAAAAUAGGUCGGAAAAUUAAGGCCAUUAAGGCAAGAUUAGCUUCAAUUGAAAGGAAGGCCAACACUUUUGGCUUCAUGGUGCGUGACCGCCCCUUGGACACCUCUUUCAUGACUAAAAAGAGGCAGCAAACACACUCUUUUGUGCCUAAAGAUAAAAUAAUAGGGAGGGACGAUGAUAAAGCAGCUCUUCUAAAACUCGUGUUAGAGUUUGAAAGUGAAGAGAAUGUUUACAUCAUUCCAAUUGUGGGGUUUGGAGGGUUAGGGAAGACUGCUUUGGCCCAGUUUGUCUAUAAUGAUGAAAUGGUCAAAAAUCAUUUUGAGUUGAUGAUGUGGGUGUGUGUUUCGGAUGUUUUUGAUGUCAAACUAAUUGUACAAAACAUUAUCAAAUCUGCAACUGGCCAAGCACCAAAUCAAAAUCUUGAAAUGGACCAAUUGCAAAAAAACCUUCGAGAAAAAAUUGGUGGGAAAAAAUAUUUACUUAUUUUGGAUGACAUGUGGAAUGAAGAGCGGGAAAAUUGGGUUAGCAUAAAAGAGUUACUGAUAGGUGGGGCUAAAGGAAGUAGGAUAAUAGUAACUACUCGCUCUUUUAAGGUAGCCAAGAUCACUAGUAAAUGUCAGCCUCAUGUUCUAAAAGGCUUGUCCGAUUACGAUGCUUGGUCUUUGUUCAAAGAAAUAGCAUUUGAGCAAAGAUAUGCAGACUCAAUAGAUUCAGCCUUUGUGGAAAUAGGACAACAGAUUUUGGAAAGGUGUGGUGGGGUUCCUUUAGUCAUAAGGAUGAUAGCAAGUACAUUAUCUUACAAAGAAACUGAAGAGGAGUGGCGUUCUUUUAAAGAUAAUGAACUUGCUAGAAUAUCUCAAAACGAAAGUAAUAUUCUACCUAGACUUAAGUUGAGUUAUGAUCAUCUCCCGGCCUAUUUGAAGCGUUGCUUUGCUUAUUGUCGAUUGUAUCCAAAAGAUUAUGAAAUUGAUGUACAAACGCUUGUUCAAUUUUGGGUUGCACAAGGUUUCGUAACACAAUCAAAUGGAACACAAUCUCUUCAAGAGAUUGGGUUUGGGUAUUUUAAAGAAUUAGUUGAAAGAAGUUUCUUGCAAGAAGUAAAAGAAAGACACUUUAUGAUAUGUAAAAUGCAUGAUUUAAUGCAUGAUCUAGCUGAAUUGGUAGCAGGGAAAGAGAGUAGUAUUGUAGAUUCAAAUUCAAGUGCAAGUGAGGUUGAUGAAAAAUGUCGUCAUAUAUCAAUUAAUGAUGAUUCAUUAAUUCUUUUAUUUAAAGGAAAGAAGUUGCGAACCUUGUUACAAUUUUUAAAUGUGAUACAUCUAGACAAGAGGGACGAAAUUUGGCAUUUUAUAAUUUCAAAUUAUAGAUGCUUGCGUGUCUUAAAAUUGGAUUAUUUUGAUUUUAGUACAAUUCCACUUUCCAUUCAUAAGUUGAAACAUUUAAGAUACCUUGAUCUUUCUGGCAAUCGUCAUGAAAUUCUCCCAAAGAGUAUUUGCAAGGUACAAAAUUUGCAAGUGCUGAAACUUGACCAGUGUCGAUGGCUUAAAGAAUUGCCGAAGAAGAUUGAAAAAUUGGUGAAUCUUACCCAUCUUAAAUGUUAUGAAUGUAAUGAUUUAACUCACAUGCCACGUGGAAUAGGGAAGCUGACUUCACUUGAGGAGUUAAGCAUGUUUGUAGUGGAUAGAGAUGGUUCCCAUGACGGUGCAGAUCUAAGUGAAUUGAGUGGACUUAACAACUUAAGGGGACAGCUUAGAAUAAAAAAUUUGAGGUCAAAAGAGAAGUUUAAGACUCCUAUUUUGAAAGGGAAGCAAUAUUUGGAAUCGUUGAUUUUAGAAUGGAAUGGUGAUAACGAUGAUAAUGACAAUAAGUUGCUUGAAGACCUCCAGCCCCAUCCUAAUCUCAAGGAGCUCUGUAUCGAUGGAUGGGGGGGUGAUGCCAAAUUUCCAAGUUGGCUUUCUUUCCUCACAAAUCUCGUUCAUAUUUACAUAUGGGGUCCCAAUAAAUCCAAAUAUCUCCCGUCCGUUGCUCAAUUCCCUUGUCUUCAAGAUUUGUCGAUUCGUGAUUGUUAUGAGCUGGAGUACAUGGAUGAUAAUAGCCCAAAAGGAAGUCAAGGAGAACCAGAAUCAUUCUUCCCAUCGCUCAAGUGUCUUGACCUCGAGAAUUGCCAGAAUAUGAAGAGUUGGUGGAGGACGACAAAACCAAUCGAUGAUGAUUCCAACGAGGACGACACAACAGUUAUGGGAACGUCAACCAUGGCAUUUCCUUGUCUUUGCACUUUAUCGAUUCAAAAUUGCCCUUUGACUUCAAUGCCGUUGUAUCCAUCAGUCGAUGAUAAUCUAAGGUUGGAGAAUACCAGUUCAAGGCCGUUUAAGCAGACUAUCAAGAUGAAGAUGAAUGCUAAGACCCCAUCAAGUUCAACCUCUUCUCUUCCUCUCUCCAAAUUGAAAUCUUUCCAUGUAAAGAAUAUGGAGGAUAUGGACACUCCCAUGCUAGAUGAGUACAUGCAACAUCUCACCAGCCUCGAAACAUUAACAAUAGAUGGUUGCACGAAGGUUGAUUUAGAGGGCAUGCAAUGGGAACCCCUUAAGAAUCUCUCUUAUUUGGAGAUUAAUAAUAUUCCAAAGCUGGUGUCUCUCCCUCUUGGGCUUCAACAACUUUUGAAUUGAAAAUAUUAGAAAUCCAUAAUUGGAAUGGAUUGAGGUCACUCUUUCCUGUGUUCCAACAUCUCACUUCCCUUGAACGGUUUUCAAUAGGUGAUUGCAAGGAGAUGGAGUUAUCAGCACCUAAGUUCCAAAUAUUCCAAGAUCAUACAAGCCUGCGC
Molecule: messenger RNA, 3311 nt
Organism: Gossypium arboreum
Lineage: Eukaryota; Viridiplantae; Streptophyta; Magnoliopsida; Malvales; Malvaceae
Product: putative disease resistance protein RGA3
Exons: 1
Coding region: 424-3156 (910 amino acids)
Biological process (GO): defense response to other organism
Molecular function (GO): ADP binding
Source: RefSeq, a predicted model, not a curated record